This is a messenger RNA of Cuscuta epithymum, 1367 nucleotides long. Lineage: Eukaryota; Viridiplantae; Streptophyta; Magnoliopsida; Solanales; Convolvulaceae. The record is from the annotation of a GenBank genome assembly.
UCAAGCCAUUUUGCAUACUCUAAGUCGGAUCCCACGACGACUUACAAAAGACAUAAAGAUAGGUGCGUUCAGAGAAAACUCUCACUCAGGGUGAUUGAGAAACAAAAAAGGUUAAAUCUUUUACCAAGUGAUGAAGCUUUUCCAACAUUCCCUCCUUUACAUUUUGGGAAAUUUGAUAUGGAACAAAUGAGGGAGUCUGCUGCACAAUGGUUGAUGAUGAAUGAACAUCCAUUUACCAUUUUAGAAGAAAAUGGAUUUAAUCUCAUGAUGAAAAGAGGAAUGCCCGAGUGGAAAAAAUCAGCAGGACCACUGCCAGAGCAGAUUGCUUUCAGAUUUAUGAGAUUGAAAAGAUAAGGCUGAAAAAAUCUCUUGAAACUGUGAGUAAAAUAAGUUUGACAACGGACUGUUGGAAAUCUAACUCAAAAAAUUGAAUACAUGGUUGUCACUGGCCAUUGGAUCGACUCUUCCUGGAGAUUGCAAAAGAGGGUUUUAAGCUUCAUAAACAUUCCACCACCAAGGGGAGGUCUUUAAAUUUCUGAUGCUAUAUUCAAGUGCAUGAAAAAGUGGGGCAUCGAAAACAAAUUUUUUACAGUAACAGUUGAUAAUGGUACAAGCAAUGAUUCAGCUAUUCGCUAUAUGAAGGAUACUAUUAAGAGGUCGAGGAAGUUGGUGUGUGAAGGGAUGUUAUUCCAUGUUCGUUGUUGUGCACACAUUCUUAACCUAUGUGUUCAAGACGGGUUAGAUGAGAUAGGAUACGUCAUUAGUGAUGUCAAAGAUGGUGUGGAAUAUGUUAAUCAUUCAGAAGCACGACGAAUACAAUUUGCAGAAUGUGUGAUGAAUUAAUUACAACUGAAAGAUAGGAAGUCGAUCUAUGGUAGUAAGACUAGAUGGAACUCAACCUUUGGAAUGUUAAGUUGUGCACUCAGGUUUAGAGAAGCUUUUAAGAUGUUACAUGAUCGUGACCCAAGGUAUGAUAGUUGUCCUUUGGAUGAGGAUUGGGAUAAGGUGCAAAAGGUUUGUUUAGUUUUAGAAUCUUUUUGGACAUCAACACACAUCAUUUCAGGUAGUGAAUAUCCUACCUCAAAUUUGUUCCUUCAGGAAGUCCAAAAAGUAAAAUCAUCGCUGGAUAAGAAUGCAAAUCAUAAAGAAUCUUUUAUCAAGGAUUUAGUUUGCAGAAUGAAACUAAAGUUUGAUAAAUAUUGGAGUGAGUGCAAUCUUUUGAUAGCUAUAGAUGCUGUGUUGGAUCCAACCAAGAAACUGCUUGCUGUUGAGUUUUGUUUUCCUAAACUUUAUUUGAAGGAGGAAGUUGUUCAAAACAUUUCAAAAGUAAAAGAGACUCUUACCACACUUUAUGAAGAGUACGCUGC